AUGACGGCGUUUGCCAAUACCUCCGACAGUCUGGCCAUGUCAAGCUUAACAGCGGAGCAGCUCGCUUCUGGAGCAGCCCGGUGUCUCGCCCUCCAACAAUCAGGGCAGGAAACCCAUUCGAAACGACCGUUCGCAGCCCUCUUGUUGGGUCCCGACAAUGAAACUGUGUUGAUGACGUCUCUAUCGCUAUCACAUGUUCGACAUGCUGAAUGCGAACUGGCUCGCAAUGCCGCAGAUAAUUAUUCUUGGGACUACCUGGCCAAAUGUACAAUGAUCUCAACGUGGGAACCAUGUGCCAUGUGUGCUGGAACCAUCUACUGGGCCAAUAUCGGACGAUUGGUUUACCUGGCCUCGGAAAAAGCAUUGCAUAAACUCACAGGACCUGGCAACUUGGAGAACCUGACCCUCGAUCUGCCAUGUCGGCAAGUUUUCGCUGCGGGGCAAACGGCCGUGGAGGUUAUAGGCCCAGUAGUGACUGGAGGGUGGGAACAGAAGGUAGUGGAAAAUGCUGCACGAUAUUGGGCGAAAAAUACUUAA
Molecule: messenger RNA, 537 nt
Organism: Penicillium riverlandense
Lineage: Eukaryota; Fungi; Ascomycota; Eurotiomycetes; Eurotiales; Aspergillaceae
Product: nucleoside deaminase
Exons: 1
Coding region: 1-537 (178 amino acids)
Biological process (GO): purine nucleoside catabolic process
Molecular function (GO): guanosine deaminase activity
Source: RefSeq, a predicted model, not a curated record